UCUCUCUCUCUCUCUCUCUCUCUCUCUCUCUGUAGUAUUUUUUUAUGUCACACAGAUGCAGACAUGGAGAGUGAGUGGAAAGCUAAUCAGAUAUCACCAAAUUGUCCAAGAUGUGGUUCUUCAAACACAAAAUUCUGCUACUACAAUAACUACAGCUUAACUCAACCAAGAUAUUUUUGCAAAGGAUGCAGAAGGUAUUGGACAAAAGGUGGAUCCCUCAGAAAUGUUCCUGUUGGUGGUGGCUGCAGAAAAAACAGAAGAGGUAACAACAAAACCUUAGUAAGACAUCGAUCCUUUGACUCUCUCACUUUCAAAAACUCACCUAAUUCUCUCACUACUUUAGAUAACAAUCAUUCUUAUGAUCCUAUUUUGAGGACUAAUAUUUCAUCUUCUAGUUCCUCAUUGGUGAAUGAUAGACCCAAUAUUGAUCUUGCAUUGGUUUAUGCAAAUUUCCUCAAUCAAAAACCUGAUUCUCAUAUUCCUGAUCAAAUGCGAAAAACAAAUUUCGAUCCUUGUCUAGAAAAUUCAAGGCUAUCAAAUGUUGAAGGCGGUACGAGUAGUUUAAAUUUGUCUGAAUUAGAACUUGGUUUCAAAGGGUGUUUGAAUCUUAAUCCAGAACAAUUACCAUCCACAACAGUAACAAAUUUUAGUGAGUUCAAUUCUAUGCAAACCCUUCAAAAAGAUAGAAUUGAUCAUUGUAGUAAUAUUCAUGAUGAUGGUUUGAAUGUGAAUUUUGAGCUACCACCUUUACCAGGUGAAGAGGAUUCACCAUCACAUGAUCAUGUAUUGUGGUCCAAUUCUGAAAUGAUGAUAAACCUUCCAUUUCAAGUUACUCAACCUCCACCACCAUUUCUUGGUCCUGAUCAAAUUCAUGAUGCAGACUUGUUAAUUGGUAAUUGGAGCCCUUUUGAUUUUCCAAGGGAUGCUUAAAUGAUUCUCUUCAUAUAUUUGGUGCAAAUCGGGUAUCCUCUAUACGCAACUGCGAAGACUAAUCCUUCGAGUCGGGUAAGACUGCAAAGACUAACCCUCGAGUCGGAUAGGACUACAAUGGACUGCUGAUCAGGGCUCAAUUCUAACCCAAGACCUUUGGUUAAGUUCGAAGAGGCACGAACCAUUUUAUGAUUCUCUUCAUAUUUUUGCACUUUUUAUAAUAUUGUUGCAUAUUGUUUGCAUAUUCAUUAUAUGUAGUUGUGUAUAGGAUAUGGUUGUUAUAUAUUACUACUAAAUAAUUCAAAGUUGUAAACAAAUACAGUCUUUGAGAGUUGAGACUAUAGUAACACACUAUAUAUCGAUAAACACAUUAUAGUAACAAAUAUAGUGUUUGAGUUGGGGUUAUUUGAUCUAUUUGCUUAGGAUCAGAUGCUUUCCAUUUUACUGAUCCUAAGAUAUGAUGUAAUAACUUUUUUGGUUUUACUCUUGAGCAUAUCUUAUGCUUAAGUUGUAUUUUUCUUUUUUAUGUUGAUUAAUGAAAUCUUUUUAGCUUACAAAAAGCAA
This is a messenger RNA of Medicago truncatula (barrel medic), 1494 nucleotides long. Its product is annotated as dof zinc finger protein DOF3.5. The transcript has a single exon. The coding region runs from base 64 to 930 and encodes 288 amino acids. The record is from RefSeq and is a predicted model, not a curated record. NCBI's taxonomy places the organism in Eukaryota, Viridiplantae, Streptophyta, Magnoliopsida, Fabales, Fabaceae. Gene Ontology annotation, biological process: regulation of DNA-templated transcription. Gene Ontology annotation, molecular function: DNA binding; DNA-binding transcription factor activity.